Paramuricea clavata is the source of this 4353-nucleotide messenger RNA. The record is from the annotation of a GenBank genome assembly. NCBI's taxonomy places the organism in Eukaryota, Metazoa, Cnidaria, Anthozoa, Malacalcyonacea, Plexauridae.
CAAGUUAACAACAUGGCAAUCACCCCCGACAGACAUUUAUUAGCCGCAGCAGGUAAUAUGUACAUGCUUCUGACAUCCGUAAAUUGACUUUUCCUAUAAAAUUUUGUGAUAAUUAUAAACUAUGCUUUAUUUUACACAGGAUAUCAACAUAUUAAAAUGUAUGACAUUAAAUCAAAUAAUGCAAACCCUGUAAGUACCUUUCAAAAUGAUAUAUUAAAUUAAUUGGGCUACUGCAAUUUACAGGUAGGGUUAAAUCAGCUAUUUGUGAAACCCAAUUAACAUCUGCACAAACAGCAAAACAACCAUAUAAAAUUUUAAAAUUGCUCAAUUUAAGAUUGUAAAUUAUGAUGGCAUAUCAAAGAACAUCACAUCAGUGGGUUUUCACGAGGACGGAAAAUGGAUGUUCACAGGUGGUGAGGAUAGCUCGGCAAGGAUCUGGGAUCUCCGGUCAAGAAACUUGCAAUGUCAGCGUGUUUAUCAAGUGAAAGCUGCCGUGAACUGUGUCAUUCUCCACCCAAAUCAGGUAAGACCUUCAGUUACAUUCACAAAACUUUGAAUAGGGAUGAUGGUAGGCCAUCUAACAUAGGAGUCUGGCAAUGACAUCAUCCCUUUGGUAUAUAAUGUUGGCUUAUCCCACAUGAAGACACUAGACUGAGUGUUGAAAUGUUGGGUAAAUAAUACAACUUGCUAGAGAUUACAUUCAUCUACUUAUUAAUUAGCAAGAGAAAUGCAACAUAUCUGAUCUAAUGUCUUCUUGCAGCUAAUUUUUUCAUUUUGUAAUUAUUUUCUAAGACAAUUCUUAUUUUAGAGUGAGCUUAUUGUUGGUGACCACAGCGGGGCGAUACAUGUCUGGGAUUUAAGGACAGAUCGUAAUGAACAACUAGUAAGUCUUUCCUUUUCUAUUUUCAUCAUUUUAUAGCUAUCCUGUUGACCUUUCUGACUAUUGCUUUCUGCUGCUCUCAAUAUUUCAUUAUAUUCUGGUUAUUUCUUGGAAAUUCCAGUAGCUUCCUCAGUUCAAUUGGUUCAAGUCUUUGCUGGUCAUCUUCUCUUCUUUUACCAUGUAAUGGUUUCCAAAGAAUAAGCUGACUGAGAACUUUUUAUUGCUUCUUAUAUAGUAUCACUAUUAAAAGUCUAAACUUACUCCUUUCUUUAUAUUUCUUCAGAUUCCUGAAGCAGAGGCAGCUGUACUAUCGUUAAGUAUUAACCAAGAUGCAACGUACAUGGCAGCCAUUAAUAACCAGGUGAUUAGUCUCCCACUACGCUCGUGUUCCAAGAUCCGCCAUGUAAAGUGUAGUGAAAUGUAUCUCAUCGUAAUAUUAAAUCCUAAAAAAACUAAAGCCUCUGCGGAGGAGAGAGAGUCUCCCACAUGUUUCCAACCAAAAAGUAUGGAGUGUAUUUGCAAAAGAGUAACAUUGUGAUUCUCUUCUUGUUCAUGAUGUACUACAGGGAAACUGUUACAUUUGGAGCUUAUCGUCAGGUACGACGACUGAACCGACAGUUUUAAGACCAAGAACGAAGUUGAUGAAAGCUCAUGAAAAAGCUGGUUUGAAAUGUCUCUUCAGUCCAGACUCUUGGUAAGAGAAUAGCACGUUUGUUAUAGGGUUUAGAAGGUAAUGGUUUAAGUAGGCAGUGAGCUUGCAGCUGAGAACUGGAUUAAUUGUAAUGGACACAGCUCAAACGUGAAUUGAAAUCUUACUAGGGCAUCUCAGAGUACCACCAUACCGCCCACGUCUGAUCACAUGGGUAUGGCAAGGGUUAGAUUUUGGCAAGGGAGAAAAACUGGAGUAUACCCAGAAAAAAACCUCGAAGCACAGAAGAGAACCAAUUCUAACUUUCUACCUUUGCUCUACAGGGAUUUGAGGAGUGUUUUGAUUCUAUCACAGAAUCGUCCUCAGAUUUUAAAAAAAUAUUUUCAUAUUAAUUCUAACACUGCAGAGGCAACGAAAAACUCGUUUCCAGCGUGAUUCAAACUCGUACCUCACAGCUCUACCCAUUAACAAUCAAGUCAACGUGGAAUUAAGCGAUCUUAUCCGAUUUUAAUAUCCAUCAUUCUUCUCAGUUUAUUAGCAACCACCUCAGCAGAUCAAAGUAUAAAGAUAUGGCAGACAAGCGACUUUACAUUAAAAUCGACAUUAAAAGAAGAACCACAACAACGUUGGGUAUGGGAUUGUGCUUUCUCUGAAGACUCACAAUAUCUUGUCGCAGGUAAGGAAUGAAGUCGACGUGAAAUGGCAUGAAGUAUUCCGUACAUGUUGUUUGCAGGUACAAGUGUUGUCUUCGAGAGUAGGAAAUGUUAUUAAUUCCAUAGUUUUAAGUGGAAUAGGAAGUCAGAAAAUGCAGAUAUAAUAUCAUCAACUUGAGAGAUGACACGAGGAGGUAUAAAGAAAGUAUAUUGAGUGUAGGGUUUUAAGUAUCCGCAUUUGUCUUUUCAAAAGAGAAUUCUGUUGGACGCCUUCAAGGACUUCCUCGGGGUAUUGCCUUGUUGUCAAAUCCCUACAGAAAUUGUAAUUCUUCCCAACUUAACUAACCAUCAGAGAAUCGUCCUCAAAGAUAUGAAAGCUGUCUUCUUUGCAAUUGUUUUGCAGUGUCUUCAGAGGGCAUCGCUCGACUCUGGAGUUUGGAACAGGAGAAAGUAGUCCGCAAAUAUCAAGGACAUCAGAAGGCGCUCGUAUCUCUUGCUUUCCGAGACGUACAAGUCUAAUUCUAGGAAUUAUCCAGUGUUUUCUAGAAAUAUUCUAGGAACAAAAGCAGUCCUGAUUUCCUGAACUGGCGAAAAUCUAAGAACUAAGAAGUGUUUAGCAAAAAUUUAAACUUUCGUCAAAAUCGGUGAAGUCUGAAGGGAAUGGACAUUGUUUCAAAUAAUUAACUGGUUUUUCCUCAAAAGUGUAAUAUAGUAACUUGUGUAUUAAUUUUUUUCAGUAAGUGUUUCUACCAAAUCUGAACACUACUUAUAAUUAACUGUCUUGUAACCCAACUCAAAUUUUAGUAGUAUUUUCUGAUGUAUUUAAGUGAAAGUAGAAAUUUUCGGCUCUCUGCCAAAGGACAUGAAAAUAAAGCUACAGACUAGAUUAAAAAUUAUUUUUAAUGUUUGCCUUUUUCUUGAAAUAAAUAAUAAAACUGUACAAUUAUUUAGCUUUUUACACAUUUUUUUCUUUUUGUAAAUAAAUAUAAACAAAAAAUAUCGGUAAAUAUAUCUAUUCAUCGAACAACGUGCAAAAAGGUUUUUCCAACAUUAAACCCACCACCCCGUAAACAUGGAGAAAGAAUUAGUUAUAACUUAAACAAAAUCACGAAUGAAAAAAAAAAUUACAAAAUUUUGGUGGAAAUAAAAAAGACCGUGGAUUGCAUCGUAAGUAAUAUUUCCGCGACUUCACGGUGAUAUUUCUUGGAACGGAUAGAUUUCACGCUUACAUUUCUUUUUUUUUUUAAACUUUCGCUUUCAUUCGAUAGUUUAAUAGCGCAUGGUGCACCGUUACUACCCCCGCUCUGUAACGAACGUAAUAUUUCCAGUGAUUGACAUAUUUUUCACGUGUUUUUUCUCAACGCCUCGAUUCCAUGCUCUUCUUUGUGUUGUUUUUAUUCGGUAACGUGAUAACGAACGGCGUACUGCUGCUACCCGCUGCCAUGCAAUGAACAUCAUCUUUUCUUCAAAACAUUCCGAUGUCACGCUCUUCCCUUGUCGCCUUCAUUUGGCAGCGUAAUAGCACACGGUGAACUGUAGCUUCCCGCUCUGCCGUGGAUAUCUAUUGCCCUAACAGCAAAAUAGUACAUACUGCCUGAUACAAACUGUGUUAGCGUACAGGCCAUAGGCAAUGGUAGUGCUUUCACUAUACCAAGUUUCUUCCACAGAGAAGGCGAGUUGGCCAUCUGGCCAUUAUUUUGGUAUGCAAAAAGUUGGUAAGAGUCGAUAGGUGCACACCCUUCGGGGAUUGUCAUGUUCCAGGAUAAGACAAUACCAUUCGAAGCACCGGAGAUUGAAACAGUUGGCGUGGGUGGGGUCAGAUCUCGCACGAUUCCAUUUGUUUGCGAGGGUGAGGAUUGAGGAGGUAGUGGGGGCACGUUGGGGUGGCGAGGCGGAGCUGCUGUAGCUUGGGCACGGGGGUCAUUUCCAGGGGUAUUUUGUGGGUAAGGGGGACGCUGUUGACGCAUAACAUGGUGAGUCUGAUAGCGUGGAGAACUGUUCACCUGUGGACGCAUACUGGGUUGGGCACGGACCAAAGGAGGGGGGCCUGCCGGUGUCCCCACCAUUCCACCAGAGGGAGCACCUUGCCUGACUGCAUAGUGACGUACACCAUUCACUUGGGCUGGAUUCGUUGCUGAACCUGGAUGGUAUGAAACCUGAAAAAAUAACGC